UGUUGCUGGGUUUGAUGAGAUGGUUUCUGGGACCCAGCGAAAGUAUUACUUAUUGGGCGGGAAGGGAGGUGUUGGGAAAACAAGCUGUGCUGCAUCCCUUGCUGUAAAAUUUGCAAAUCAUGGUCACCCUACCAUUGUCGUUUCCACUGACCCUGCUCAUUCAUUAAGUGAUUCUUUUGAUCAGGAUUUGGCUGGAGGGACGCUUGUUCCAGUUCAAGGAUUGGAUUCUCCACUUUAUGCACUUGAGAUAAACCCUGACAAAGCUAGGGAAGAAUUCCGUACUGCUGGUCAAAAGCAUAGUGGCAGUGGAGUCAGAGAUCUGAUGGAUAGCAUGGGCCUUGGAAUGCUUGCUGAGCAGUUAGGAGAAUUGAAAUUGGACGAGCUGUUGGACACUCCUCCACCUGGUCUGGACGAAGCUAUUGCAAUUUCCAAGGUUAUGCAAUUUCUUGAAUCACAAGAAUAUAGUAUGUUCACUCGGAUUGUUUUGGAUACAGCACCAACGGGCCAUACACUUCGGCUUUUGUCCUUGCCAGACUUCAUGGAUGCAUCUAUAGGCAAGAUGAUGAAGCUAAAGAAGAAGAUAGCUUCAGCAACUUCAGCUAUUAAAUCGGUUUUCGGGAAACAGGAGACACAACUCGGACUGGAUGCUAGUGACAAACUAGAGCAACUAAGGGAGAGGAUGGCAAAAGUACGAGAACUUUUUCAUGACUCAGAGACCACAGAGUUUGUUAUAGUGACAAUCCCAACCGUUAUGGCAGUUAAAGAGUCUUCACGAUUGUGUGCAUCCUUGAAGAAGGAAAAUGUUCCAGUGCAAAGGCUUAUAGUUAAUCAAGUCCUACCCAAAUCUGCAUCAGACUGCAAUUUUUGUGCAAUGAAAAGAAAGGAUCAGAUGCGAGCACUUGAUAUGAUCCGGAAUGAUCCAGAACUUGCCAGUUUGACUUUAAUCCAGGCACCCCUAGUUGAUGUAGAGAUAAGGAGUGUUCCAGCUCUUAAAUUUAUGGGGGAUUUGGUUUGGAGAUGAAGCUUCUCUUUCUGGAUAUAUCAACAAGGUUAGAAAACCUACUUAUUCGCCAAAUUGCUAUUAAUAUUAAGCAUGACUCUGUUUCUAUUUCCUGCAAAAAAAUUAAAUACUACUUUUACAUCUCGAAAGGAUUGGAAUGAAAAUCAAAUAAACUCACCCUGGUUCUUCUUCGUUUUAAA
Messenger RNA from Camellia sinensis, 1200 nucleotides. Its product is annotated as ATPase GET3B. The record is from RefSeq and is a predicted model, not a curated record. Gene Ontology annotation, molecular function: ATP binding; ATP hydrolysis activity. Gene Ontology annotation, cellular component: GET complex. Gene Ontology annotation, biological process: tail-anchored membrane protein insertion into ER membrane. Lineage: Eukaryota; Viridiplantae; Streptophyta; Magnoliopsida; Ericales; Theaceae.